Messenger RNA from Brassica rapa (field mustard), 3691 nucleotides. Its product is annotated as probable L-type lectin-domain containing receptor kinase VI.1. Lineage: Eukaryota; Viridiplantae; Streptophyta; Magnoliopsida; Brassicales; Brassicaceae. The record is from RefSeq and is a predicted model, not a curated record. Gene Ontology annotation, biological process: protein phosphorylation. Gene Ontology annotation, molecular function: carbohydrate binding; ATP binding; protein kinase activity.
UAAAGGGUGAUUUAACUAAAAUUAUCAUAAAUUUUCAGUCAUCUUAGAAACUUUUUUUUAACAAAAAUCAUAUGACUUCCAAUGAUAAAUUGAAUACACCACUUUAGGUCAAUCUCCAACCAAACUGCAAAACACUAUUAAAAAUCUUCAACCCAACUGCAAAAAUCACAACAUUUUAGUAUCACACUAUAAUUUUACAUCAAAUUUGGUGUGAUACUAUUCACCACACUAUAAUACUAUUCACUCCAUUAAUAGAUUAUUCACUUAUUUUAUUAAUAAAAUAUACAAUUAAAUAAAUAACAAAUAAAAAGUUAAAUAUAUAUAAUAUUAUAAAAUAACAGUGAAAUUUAGUGUUAUGAUUGGAGAAAAACAUUUUUUUUAGUGUUGAAACUACACCAAAAGAAUAUGAUUUUGACAUUAAAAUAGUGUUAUGGGUUCGAUAUGAUCUUAGUGCGCAGUCAGAACCGCAUAAUAUUUUUGUCUUAAUAGUUUCGUUUUGUCCACAAUAAAAUUGAUAAUUGGAUCUCUCUAUCAAAUAGACUGGUUAUGUCGCAUAUUCUUUGAUAGAGAGUUUUCUUCACUUCUAGGAAUGAUUUGUCUUCAGCAUAUGUUCUGCUUAUGUAAUAAUUUGUAUUUCAUAUUGCUUUGUAUAUGAUUCUAUAACUCUAUUUGUACGUUGGUAUAUUAAUAAAAUCUAUUUAGAUGAAAAAAAAAAAGACUGGUUUAAGAGGCAACCAAUGAUUAUUAGUAAGUUACGUAAGUAUUUCGAAUGGGCUUUUAUUUUGUGAUGUUAAAUUAGGAAAAUGACAUUACGAUUGAUUGAAAGAGCAAUGUUAUUUCCAAUGGCAAAAAGUGUAAUAUUAAAAAGUUAUUUCUAAAAUGUACUUCAAUUUUAAUAGUAUAAAUAAAUUAAUAAAUUUGAUAUGUACUACUUUUACAUCUACUGCUACUAAUUUUGUUUUUGAAUUUUGAGAUAUUUAUAAUAUUUUUAGAGUGUUUGGUUGAAAUUUAUUAGUCAAAAGGUAAAAUCUCAUAAUUCAAGAUGAUUUAACUAAAAUUGGUUUUUUAUUUUCAAUUCAUCUCAAAUCAUUUAAACUUUUUUACAAAAAAUCAAAUGACUUCAAUUGAUAAUUUGAAUACACCAACUUAGUGCUCUCUUUUGACUUCCAACUAUAAGUCAGAACCGCGUAAUAUUCUUCUGUCUUGAUAGUUUCGUUUUGUCCACAUUAAUAACUCAAAUUCAUUGAAAUUGAUUUGAAGGUCAUUCAUCUCCUCCACACAAAUGACUCGAAAUAACAGACCACACACAUUGUCCGAAAGACCUUGACUUUUAACAUUUCUAAUAUUCCGGCAUCUAAAGCAUAAGUCCAUGCUCUUGAAAUUUGCGUAUGCCUUAAAAAGAUCUCUUACUUCAUACCAUCAUCAAAGUCAAGAAAGCUCAAGAUUCUCAAUGGGCAUAGCAAGAAGAUCCAUACCAACACUCAUGUUCCUGCUCUUUCUAUCAUCAAACGUUCUCGCUGACGCCUCCACAACAACAGUGUUCACUUUCCUUGGUUUCAGAGGAAACCAAACCGAAAUUCAAACCGAACAAGCAGCGACGAUUCAAGAAACCGAUGGUCUACUCAGACUAACUAACCGGGACCACAACGUGACCGGAACAGCGUUCUACCGCGAACCAAUCAGACUCCGUGACGGGUCAUCCAACAAACUAUGUUCCUUCAGCACAUCUUUCGUCUUCGUCAUAAUCCCAUCUAGUCCCGGAAACGGCGGUUUCGGCUUCACAUUCACGCUUUCGCCGACCCCGAACCGUCCCGGAGCCGAGUCAGCUCAGUAUUUAGGCCUUCUGAACAGAUCCAGCAACGGAGAUCCGUCCAACCACGUCUUCGCCGUGGAGUUCGACACGGUGCAAGGGUUCAAAGACGGAGACGACAGGAGAGGAAACCACGUCGGUCUCGACUUCAACAACCUCUCCUCGGCUGUACAGGAGCCCAUCAUUUACCACGACACGGAUGAUCGAAAAGAGGAUUUUCAGCUAGAGAGCGGAGAACCGAUCCAAGCUCAUCUGGACUACGAUGGACCAACCGACAGUUUAAACGUUACAGUCUAUCCUACGCGAAUCGGGUUCAAACCCGAGACGCCUAUGAUCUCGCGACAAGUUUUGAACUUGUCGCAGAUCGUGACGAAGGAGGAGGUGUACGUGGGGUUCACCUCCGCGACUGGCAAAGGCCAGUCUAGCGCUCACUACGUGAUGGGUUGGAGCUUCGCCAGCUCAUGUGGAGAGAGUCCAGUAUCUAGCUGGCUCAAUGUCUCUCUCCUCCCUCGUCCGCCUCCAAACGUGAGCAGCAAGAAAGGCUACGACUCUCCAGUCGUAGCCUUGAUUGCAUCUUUAUCGAUCGUCACCCUGUUCCUCCUUGCCUUGCUGUUUGUAUUCGUUAUGUACAAGAGGCGGAUAGAAGAAGGAGAGGCUUUAGAGGAUUGGGAGAUUGAUUAUCCUCACAGGUUUAAUUACAAAGAUCUCUACUUAGCUACUAAGAGAUUCAAAGAGAGUGAGAUCAUCGGCUCGGGAGGGUUCGGGACCGUGUACAGAGGAAACUUACCGUCUUUGGGGGCUGUCGCGGUGAAGAGGAUAACUCAAACAAGCCAACAAGGUUUUAGAGAGUUUGUGGCGGAGAUCGAGAGCUUAGGUAGGUUAAGCCACAAGAACCUAGUGAACCUUCAAGGAUGGUGCAAACACAAGAAAGACCUCUUGUUGGUUUACGAUUAUAUCCCCAACGGUAGCCUCGACUCGCUGCUUUACACAACGCCGAGGCGAAACGGAGUCGUUUUGACGUGGGAGGAGCGUUUCGAGAUCAUAAAGGGAGUCGCCUCGGGGCUGUUGUAUCUCCACGAGGAGUGGGAGCAGGUCGUGAUUCACAGAGACGUGAAAACCAGUAACGUUCUCGUGGACGCUGAGAUGAACGCUAAGCUGGGAGACUUCGGGCUCGCGAGGCUUUACGAACGCGGAACGCUAACGCAGACCACGAAAGUGGUCGGGACGUUAGGGUACAUGGCGCCUGAGCUCACGCGCAACGGGAAAGGCUCGACCGCGUCUGACGUUUUCGCGUUUGGCGUUUUGUUGUUGGAGAUUGUGUGCGGGAAGAGGCCGACGAAUACGGAGAACUUCUUUUUAGCUGAUUGGGUUAUGGACUUUCACACGAACGGUGGAGUGCUUCGCGCGGUUGAUCAGAAACUCGGGUCUAGUUUUAACGGUAGAGAGGCGAAGCUAGCUCUCGUUGUGGGGUUGUUAUGUUGCCAUCAGAAACCAACGGCUAGGCCAACGAUGAGGAACGUGAUUAGAUAUUUGAAUGGGGACGAGGAUCUUCCGGAGAUUGAUGGAAACUUGGGGUUUUCAGAUUCUUCUAGAGAUCAUCUAAGGGCGAAUGUUGCAUGUAAUGUUUCAUCUGAUAUAGCGUCGAGCUCGACUACGUUUUCGUUUUCCACGGAGGUUUCUACGGCCUCUCUCGGUAAUGGUAGAUAGUUAACCAUAGCAAAUUCGUACAUAACUUGCUUAUGUGAAUGUAAACAGAUGUUAGAUAUUACCGUUUGGCUGCAGCUUAAGUUUGGUUUCAAGUUCUUGUACAAAUUAAAGAUACUUUUUUUUUACUGAUACAAAUUAAAGAUACUUCAAAAAAUUAUUUUUUUGUUUCUUCUA